UUUCCGUAACGUCAGUUGCUCGCUCGUAUCUCUUUGGCGAAGGGGAAAAUGUCGGUGUGUUGGUGGGGUCUGUUGUGCCACUAGUGACUUUCGCCAUCAAUUUCUCUUUGUAUUUAACAUAUUUUUGAUUCAAGGGUAGAAAACCCAUUAGCGCAGAUCCUGUCCUUGAUAGAAAACAAAACGGAAAGCACCGAAAGGGUGCUCGCGAUAAUAAAAUUUUCUUCGAGAUUUCGUGCGUAUUGUGCGGAUCUUGAAAGGGCAGUGUUUUGUGCGUGGCAGGCAUAGAACGAAAGAAGGCACCAGGCAACAUGACGUCGGUACUCGCAAGUAUAAGCAAAUCCGAAUUUAUCGUCGGUGGCAAGUACAGAUUAAUGAGAAAAAUUGGCUCUGGAUCUUUUGGAGAUAUUUAUCUUGGUAUCAACAUCUCCAAUGGAGAGGAAGUCGCAAUUAAACUUGAAAAUAUUCGUGCUCGCCACCCGCAACUUCUUUACGAGUCCAAAUUAUACAAAAUUCUUCACGGUGGCAUCGGAAUACCCCACAUACGCUGGUAUGGUCAAGAACGUGAAUACAAUGUCUUAGUAAUGGAUCUGUUGGGUCCAUCUCUAGAGGAUCUUUUUACCUUUUGUUCACGAAGGUUCACAAUAAAAACAGUUCUAAUGUUGGCUGAUCAAAUGAUUGGGAGAAUUGAAUUCGUCCACUGCAAACAUUUUAUUCACAGGGAUAUUAAACCCGAUAAUUUCUUGAUGGGUAUUGGACGUCAUUGUAAUAAGCUCUUUUUGAUUGAUUUUGGACUCGCGAAGAAAUACAGGGAUAGUCGCACAAGAUCGCACAUUGCAUACAGAGAAGACAAAAAUUUGACUGGAACAGCAAGGUAUGCUUCCAUUAAUGCACAUGUUGGAAUUGAACAAAGUCGUAGAGACGACAUGGAAUCACUCGGAUACGUACUUAUGUACUUCAAUCGUGGAUCUCUACCUUGGCAAGGACUUAAGGCUGCCACCAAGAAGCAAAAAUACGAAAAAAUCAGUGAAAAAAAGAUGUCCACACCAGUUGAAGUUUUGUGCAAGGGCUUCCCAGCUGAAUUUGCGAUGUACCUGAACUAUACGCGAGGUCUCCGCUUUGAAGAGAGUCCAGAUUAUAUGUACCUACGACAACUGUUUCGUAUUCUAUUCCGCACAUUGAAUCAUCAAUACGAUUAUACGUUUGACUGGACGAUGUUAAAGCAAAAGGCUGCAGUUGCCUCUCUAAAUAGCGGUGCUUCGGCAAGUGGUCACGGGCAGCCUAGUCAGGGCGCUGCUGGACAAGGAACAGUUCAAGGUCAGCAGCCUACUCAAGUAGCCGGACAACCAGGGGCGGCCCGUUAAAUCCUUAAACAUUGAGUGAUAGCACCAAAACUUGAACGCGAUCGCUUUAGUGUCACACUAAUUCAUACUCGACACACCAUUGCAACAUUCGAUGAGUCACAAAUAUCAAGCGAUUCUCUAAGUCCACGAAGAAAGUUGAUCACGAUCGUUAUCAGAAUACAUAAAUUAAAAUUAUAGAAAUCAUUAUUCUCUCUCAUUCGUGUGUGUGUAUCUUCUUUAUACAAAAAAAAAAAAAAAAAAAAAAUAUUGCUUAGAGUAUCGAUUGAUGUCAACUUUUUCGAGUCGAAGAAAAAAAAAGUCAACAAGAACUGACUUUCAAUCAUUUAUCAUCAUUCUUUCUUCAUCAUCGAUUAAUCAUAAAGAAAAAAAAAAAUUAAAAAUCAUUACAAAGUCCAGAUAGCGAUUCAUUUUUACUUGAAAAAAAAAAAUUAUAUAUAUAAACAUUUUUCAUAGAAAGAAAGAGAGACUUUUUGGAAUGUUAAUAUAUUAUAUAUAUAUAAAUACAAGUAUGUUUGGACUAAACGUGAAAUAACAAUUUUUAUAAUUAAUCUCUCGAUUUAGAAAGUGUGAAUUUGUAUAUGAGUGAUAAUGAAGACUCGCAAAAUUUUUAGACCAAUUUUAGGGCAUAUUCGGUUACCUGAUUCUAGAUAAUAAGAAAAAUAGUCUUUCUUUUUUUUUUUUUUUUUUCUAAUAAGGACUAUUAUCUAACAUAAAUAAGGAGCACUCAUAAAGAAUUCUAUCGCUAAAUUACUUUCUUAAUGAAUUUCUAAAUAUCAACAGAACAAAGAGCAAAUUUUAAUAUUGUUAUUGGAAAAAUAAAGUAUAUAGGUAAAAAAAAAAAAUUAUACUGUAGGCUCUCUUUCUCUCUGUGUCUAUUUUUUUUUUGUUAAUAUGUAAAAGAAGAAAAGAAUGAUAUCCGUAUUUCUGUACAGAGAAAUUUUUCUCGGAAUUAAUGGCUCCCUUUUUUUUGUAAAUUUGAGCAUCGAAUACAUUUUCGAUAUUUGAUAAAUGUUCGAUAUUUAAAUUUCUUUCAAAUAUUGUCCCGUUUACAGAAAAAAAAAAAGAACAAAUUGAGUCGUUAAUUCCUGAGUUUAAAUUCAAAAAAUAAUAAAAUGAGGAAUUAUACGUUCCUCGUGUAUUUAAUAAUUUUUGGAAUAUUUUUUUUAUCGUUUAGAUGAUUUUUUUUUCUCUCACCCCUAAUUUUCUUGUAUCUCUUUUUUCAAAAAAAGGCGAUAAAAGAGUCGCAUCGCCGAAAAAUAAAUAAAUAAAAAAAAAAAAUGUAAUGUCUGCAGUUGUCAACUGCAAAUGAAAAAUCGUGAUAUUUCAUAUGCUGCCGGCUGCCGAUGUAGCAUUAAUUAAACCUAUAUAAUUUUAUGCACACUGCGUAUGUACUUUUAGUUUCGUUUUUAGCUACUAAGAUUUUUCAUAUAAUUAAGAAAAUAUAGCCUUUCCUCCUCCCCCCCACGAAUUUUUAUGUUUCGUUUAAAAAAAAAUACCUAAUUAUAAAUAUAUAUAUAUAUUAUUGUAGUUAUAUUAUUUUCGUCGUUUUCAUAUUAGCCUACUUUGUGUACACGUCCGGUAGAUAUAGGGUUACUCUUGAAAUAAUUAAGCAAAUUAAGAGUAACCCGUAAAUAAUCGAAAUGAAAAAAAAAGAAGAUGAAGAGAAAGAGGAAGAAGAAGAAGAUAAAGAAGUGACAGAUGAUAACAAUAUAAUGAGAAUCGAGUAUCGAAAAUAAGUAGGAGGAAAAAAAUCACUGGGAGCUUCUUUAGUAUCUUUACAUUAUUAUUUAAAAUGUGAAAUGGAAGCUUUAAUGACGUUUUCGUUAAAGGUGCAAAAGGCAAUAAAUAAGCCUUGGUUGAAACUCGAAAUUAUUAUACAGAAAUGAGAGGCGAAUAUGUUAGAAGAAAUGAUAAUAAUUUAAAAAAAAAAGGAAAAACAAAGAAAAAGAAAUAAAACUAUUUCUAAACUUGUAAAAUUAUAAUACGGAUAAAAUUGAUUAUUAUAAUAAAUGAGUGUGAAUGCGAAUUUAACUAAUUGGGUGCGAGUAAAUUGUAUUUGAAUUGUUGGACAAAUGAAUAAAUGUGCGAGUAUAUGAUUUGUCUGAUUGUGUAAUAAAAAAAAAAAAAAAAAAAGUUGAGCGAAUAAGUUAAUUAUUAAUUAAUUAAUAAUUAAUACACAUGCACAUUAUAUUAUUCAAUAUGUAUUAUAUUACUAUAAAGGAUGUGACAGCAAUUAAGAUACGCGUUAUUUCAUAAAUACUGAAAAAAAAAAAUUAUUGCUCCCUUUGUCUCUAUAAAUAAAGUCUCAACACAAUAA
Messenger RNA from Leptopilina boulardi, 3678 nucleotides. RefSeq names its product casein kinase I. Bases 309 to 1361 code for a protein of 350 amino acids. The record is from RefSeq and is a predicted model, not a curated record. NCBI's taxonomy places the organism in Eukaryota, Metazoa, Arthropoda, Insecta, Hymenoptera, Figitidae. Gene Ontology annotation, biological process: negative regulation of canonical Wnt signaling pathway; peptidyl-serine phosphorylation; signal transduction. Gene Ontology annotation, molecular function: protein serine/threonine kinase activity; ATP binding. Gene Ontology annotation, cellular component: cytoplasm; nucleus. The transcript is spliced from 6 exons.